AUGAACGAGUUGAGUUCUGGACUGGCGUCAUUUGAGAAAGAACUCGCCGACAAAGAGCGCAACGUUCAGCGAGCCUCGGAUUUAGGAUCUGAAAUCAAAUCCAUGCAGAAAGCAGUCAUGAAUGAUGUUGCUGUACUGGAAUCUGAUAUCGAAAAAUUUGGAGCAUUACUGCCAUCAGAAGUUGAGGCUCGACUUGGUGAAUUGUCUGCUUUGAAAUCGCAGCUGGUGGAUUUAUCCGAGCAGGUCGAUCACAUGUCCCAUUUGGUCGAACCAUCAAAUGAUUUGGAAAUAGACCCAAUGAACAAGGGCGAUUUAGAUGAACAGAUGAGCAAUAUGAAGAAGAAAAUUGAUGAGGCCCCACCGAUAUCUGCUGAGCGGAACAGGCUUCAAGAGCAUAUGGAUUCGAUCAACGCCUUAUUGGUGAAAGUCAAUGAUCUUGAAGGAGAUUUCCCCUAUGUCAGAGCAAUGGUGACAGAGCGUUUGAAGAAGGUGCCUGAUGACGAUCUACAAAUGAAAAUGCAAUAUCUAGCAAGUAAUUGGAAUCCCACUGUCACAAAUGUCAAGGACAAAAAAGCUAUGAUAGCCAAAGUGAGUGCAUUUGAAAAUACGUUGCUUUAG
Messenger RNA from Cooperia oncophora, 618 nucleotides. Lineage: Eukaryota; Metazoa; Nematoda; Chromadorea; Rhabditida; Trichostrongylidae. The record is from the annotation of a GenBank genome assembly.